UGUUUAGUUGCGUUACAAAAACACCUGUAGGCGCUCAGUAGGGAGCUAUCGAUUACUUGACUUUGCGGGACUACUUCUGGGUCAUUUUAAUAACCACAUUUAUUUCAAGCUUUGAACUUUGACCUGAACCGAAGGGAUCAGCGGCGGGGUUGGUGUGCCGAUCAUGGGGCUUCUUGCGAGUCGGGAUGUAUUUUCGUGGCUGCUGGUGGCCUCUGUUUUUCAGGUGUCGAGUGUGUGUUUCGCGCAGGCCAGUUACCUGUGUACUGCAUACCUGAACAUUUCCUACUCGAUCCCUGACAAAAACUUAACCACCUGGUUUCGAGAGGAGAUGGGACUGUACGGACAAGACUCACCCAAAACUUCUGUUGUGGGGAACGUUUAUUUAGCCGAUCCGAUUUUCGGCUGUGAAGAGGGCACCCUUUACCGGCAACCGAACGACUCGAGGGGCUGGAUCGCCUUAAUUCAGCGCGGUAACGGCUGCACGUUCACCGAUAAAAUUAACGUCGCGGCCAUGAACGGAGCCGCAGCCGCUAUAAUAUUCAACGACGAUUUAGAAAAUCGGGUCAUUCAGAUGUCCCACCCAGGCACGAGCAUCGUCGCAGUCAUGAUUGGCAACUACCGUGGGAUGGAGCUGGUCCAGCUGCUAGAGAAGGGCGUACCCGUUUCCAUAGCAAUAGAGGUCGGGAAGCAGCACGGUCCCUGGAUGAGUCACUAUUCGGUGUUUUUCGUCUCUGUCUCCUUCUUUAUCGUUACUGCGGCGACUGUCGGAUAUUUCAUCUUUUACUCGGCACGGAGAUUGACCAGCCUCAGACAGCAGAACCGCAAACAGAAAAAGCUGAAAGCGGAAGCAAAGAAGGCAAUUGGCCAGCUGCAGGUUCGCACACUGAGACAAGGGGAUCAGGAGACUGGCCCUGAUGCUGAUGCCUGUGCAGUGUGUAUUGACUUGUAUAAACCAGGAGAUGUACUAUCAGUUCUUACAUGCAAUCAUUUCUUCCAUAAAUCUUGCAUAGAGCCGUGGCUGCUGGAGCACAGAACCUGCCCAAUGUGCAAGUGUGACAUUCUUAAAGCCCUUGGAGUUGAGAUGGAUGUUGAGGAGCAGCCACAGAUUUCAGUGCCUGAUUUCAGAUCUUUUUCUACCUCUGAGGACCUGCAGAGCGAGACCGUGUCACAGACGCACAGUGAGACGGCAUCCUCUGGAUAUGCGUCCAUGCAUGGAAACGAACACCUCAGUCCUGCUGAAGCUUCACAAAAUGGUGUGCAAGAGGAGCAGUUGGAUGUGUCGCCUCACUAUGACAAUCUUGCCUUCGAGGGUGACGUUGACAACCAGAGUGAAGUCAGGACCUGAGCAGCACAAACAAACACUGAUAAAAUGCACUCACACACGAAUGAGGGGUUUUGAUUUGAGGACUUAUCAAAGCACUGCUGAGCGCUUUUCUGAUUAGUUUCUGACUAAGUGCCUAUAAAUUCUCUCUCUCUCUCUCUCUCUCUCUCUCUCUCUCUCUCUCUCUCUCUCUCUGUGUGACUUUGUGUCUGUGGGUGAUCACAAUGAUUUCUGGGUCAAUCAGAGGUCAUUUUAAUUGUGUGUGUGUGUGUGUGGUUGAUUCAGGGUAUUAUGAUUUCUGAUUCAGGGUUUGAUUCCUACUGUGGUUGUGUUCUGGUUUUGAGACUCCCAGCGUCAUCGUGAUAAGCAGCUGUGGAGACACAGAGAGAGAGAGAGAUAGAGUGCUCCACCUGCUGUAAAACACUGGACUUAAUGCAUACUAUACUUUUCCCCAGUUUUGUGGCUUAUUAAAUUAUAUUGUUCCAGUUUUGAUGGAAAUUUUAAAUUUCAGAAAUAUUGUGCCUUACACACACUUAUGUAUGUGUGCAAAUGUAUAUCACUUGUUGCAAUAGGCAUAGAUAUAAUAUUGGUGGUUCUGAAGGAAUGAGUUCUCUUGAUUUUAAUAUUUAAAUAAGGGAUGAAAAUAUUUCUUUACUCUUUCAAACGAAUAGUACAGACAUUAACAUUGUAAAUAAAAUCUUUUAUGAAAUA
Puntigrus tetrazona (Sumatra barb) is the source of this 2032-nucleotide messenger RNA. It is a transcript of the gene rnf128a, whose product is annotated as ring finger protein 128a. The coding region runs from base 164 to 1345 and encodes 393 amino acids. NCBI's taxonomy places the organism in Eukaryota, Metazoa, Chordata, Actinopteri, Cypriniformes, Cyprinidae. The transcript is spliced from 7 exons. The record is from RefSeq and is a predicted model, not a curated record.